Neopsephotus bourkii (Bourke's parrot) is the source of this 4946-nucleotide messenger RNA. It is a transcript of the gene PTPRC, whose product is annotated as protein tyrosine phosphatase receptor type C. Lineage: Eukaryota; Metazoa; Chordata; Aves; Psittaciformes; Psittacidae. The transcript has 33 exons. The record is from RefSeq and is a predicted model, not a curated record. Gene Ontology annotation, molecular function: protein tyrosine phosphatase activity; protein binding. Bases 173 to 3913 code for a protein of 1246 amino acids. Gene Ontology annotation, biological process: positive regulation of peptidyl-tyrosine phosphorylation; negative regulation of protein kinase activity; protein dephosphorylation.
UUUUUUUUUUUUUGAAGAAGUAAUUGUCUCUGACAUCACUAAACUGCAUAGUGAGUUUGUGAGUGGUUAGUUCGGGGUAACAGAGGAAGCAACUCCUUCACAGAUAAGCAGGCAGUGCAGUAGAGACACACAUGCUGUUUCAUAAGGAUACGCCUGAUUUCCAGAAAUAACCAUGUUUUUGUGGCUUAAACUCUUAGCAUUUGGUGUUGCAUUUCUGAGACAGGAUGCUUUUGUCAAAGCAGGAGAUGAAAAUCUGGCAAACACCAGCUUUCCCUUCCUUAUGUCACCUCCACCUGCACACUCCACAUCACUCUCACCUCCAGACACCACUGAAGCAGGAGAUGAAAAUCUGGCAAACACCAGCUUUCCCUUCCUUAUGUCACCUCCACCUGCACGCUCCACAUCACUCUCACCUCCAGGCACCACUGAAGGAGAUGAGUCAGCAGUGACUACGCCUGACAGCACAUACCUCUCCAUGCACACAGGCUUCAUCCCUGGCACGGCACUCAGCAACCCACCACGCAGCAGCACUACUUCACUCACCACACGCGCUCCCACUGCCUUCCCGAAUGCUUCAUCAGAUGAUUACAAUUCAGCAUCCUUGCACAGCACCAUCUCACCAGUCAGCAUGCCAACAAACACUGGGAUCAUCCCCACUUACACAAUAGAAGCUCCCCCAGUGACAACAGAUGAACCUUGUGAUGAUGCUAUUGACUACAGCAUAAAAAGUGUAGAAGGCAAGAAUAACAUGGCUGAAGUUACACUGAAAAAUCUCAGAAAAAACAGAGAAUAUGUAAUUUUGGAGGCUAACAAGAACUUCAGUGUGGAAUCCGGCAUCUAUACAAUAGAACUUCAGAGAUGUAUGAGAUACACAGUUAGUGUUAAAAAUUGCGCUGACAUGUAUCUUUUUGUUCCACCUGACAUUGCUAAGAAUCCUUUCACAGUUGAGGAUCAAACCAACACAUCUGCAACGUUAUGCUGGAAAAAGCCACUUGACUGCUUAGCUAAUGUGACUGUUCGCUGCAAAGGUUUACCAGUCUUUACAGAAUUAAAUCAGUCUUGUAAAGAACUGAAUAAUUUAUCAGCCAACUCUCAGUACAACUGCACUGGUGCCAUACAUUUCUUUGAAAAAAAGGUUGUCAGCCAAGAGUUCAUCAUAACAACAGAUUAUGGUGCUCCAGAAGCACCAGAAAACCUUACAGUAAUUUCUGAGGCCAGACAUGUAUCUGUUACAUGGGAGAAACCUAGAGACAUUUCAAAGGGUCCUGUAGAUGGUUAUUUAGUGACAUGCAAUGACAGAGAGGAAAAACUUGUCAACAAGACUAGCCAUAUUUGCCAUGAAUUGGAACCAUAUACCAAUGGUUCUGUGUCUGUGACACCAUAUACCCGAAGCACAUUUAAUAGGGGACUAUAUAGAGGAAAACCAGGAAGAUGUAACUUUAGAACAAAAUCAGCAGAACCACAGCAAGUGAUCGAUGUUAAUGCAACACUGACAGCUGAUAAUGCUGUCCAAAUUAAAUGCAAAAAUCAACAAGUGUAUGGAGCGCAAAAAAUAUUUGAAUUGACUUGGGAAAAUGAUGGAACAAAUGAAUCCAGACAUGAGUGUGAUUUUAAAAAAGAAAAUCUGUCAUACUUAACAAACUAUACAUUUACGAUCUUGGUGUUUAAUGGAGAGUAUAGAGGGCAGCCCGUAAAGACAAGUAUAAAAACCAGAUAUAAUUCUAAAGCCCUGAUUACAUUCUUGGUGUUCUUGAUCAUUGUGACAUCAAUUGCUUUACUACUAGUUCUGUACAAAAUCUAUGGUCUACACAAAAACAAGCUCAGCAGUUCUUCUGAAGGUGUGAACCUUGUUACAGUUAAAGAUGAUGAUAGGCAACUUCUGAACAUAGAGCCAAUACCUUCAGAGCAGCUGCUGGACACAUACAAGAGGAAGAUUGCUGAUGAAGGAAGACUUUUCUUAGAUGAAUUUCAGAGUAUUCCUAGAGUUUUCACUAAAUUUUCAAUAAAGGAGGCCAAGAAAAGCCAUAAUCAGAACAAAAACCGUUAUAUUGAUAUCCUUCCAUAUGAUCAUAACCGUGUUGAGCUCUCAGAAAUCCCAGGGGACCCAGGAUCAGACUAUAUCAAUGCAAGUUAUAUUGAUGGUUUUAAAGAACCAAGAAAAUACAUUGCUGCACAAGGCCCUAAGGAUGAAACCACAGAUGAUUUCUGGAGAAUGAUCUGGGAACAGAAGGCAACAAUUAUUGUCAUGGUGACUCGCUGUGAGGAAGGAAAGAGGAACAAAUGUGCCCAGUACUGGCCGUCAAUGGAGGGCGGCUCUGCAACAUAUGGGGACAUCAUUGUGAAGAUCAAUGAAAGUAAAACGUGUCCAGACUAUGUAAUUCAGAAACUACACAUCACAAAUGGAAGAGAAAGGACAGCUGGAAGAGAUGUCACUCAUAUUCAGUUCACAAGCUGGCCAGAUCAUGGAGUUCCUGAGGAUCCACAUCUCCUUCUCAAACUUCGACGCAGAGUUAAUGCUCUCAGCAACUUUUUUAGUGGCCCAAUAGUGGUUCAUUGCAGUGCUGGUGUUGGGCGCACCGGGACAUAUAUAGGAAUUGAUGCCAUGCUGGAAGGGCUGGAUGCAGAAGGCAGAGUGGAUGUUUAUGGCUAUGUCGUGAAGCUUCGUCGGCAGCGAUGCCUUAUGGUUCAAGUAGAGUCACAGUACAUCCUUAUCCAUCAAGCACUAGUGGAAUACAAUCAGUAUGGAGAAACAGAGGUCAGCCUAUCAGAACUGGAUUCCUAUCUUAACAAUCUGAAAAGAAAAGAUCCUCCGAGUGAUCCUUCUCUGCUGGAGGCAGAGUUUCAGAGAUUACCUUCCUAUAAGGGGUGGCGGACACAGAACACCGGGAAUCGUGAGGAAAAUAAAAGCAAAAAUAGGAAUGCCAACAUAAUUCCAUAUGACUUUAACCGAGUACCAAUCAAGCACGAAGAUGAAUGCAGUAAGGAGGGUGAACAUGAUUCAGAUGAUUCCUCAGAUGAGGACAGUGACUGUGAGGAAUCAAGCAAAUACAUCAAUGCUUCCUUUAUAACUGGUUACUGGGGUCCGAAAUCCAUGAUUGCAACACAGGGACCACUGCAGGAAACUAUCUCUGACUUCUGGCAAAUGGUCUUCCAAAGAAAAGUCAAAGUCAUUGUUAUGCUGACAGAGCUGAAAGAAGGAGAUGAGGAACUCUGUGCACAAUACUGGGGAGAAGAAAAACAAUCGUAUGAUGGCAUAGAGGUUCAAAUGACAGAUGUCAACUGUUGUCCUAGCUAUACCAUACGUGCAUUUGAUGUUACACAUCUGAAGAUGAAAGAAACACAGAAGGUGUAUCAAUAUCAGUAUCACAAGUGGAGUGGCUUUGAUGUUCCAGAAAACCCCAAAGAUUUAGUCAGCAUGAUUCUCAACCUUAAACAAAAAGUUACAGUCAGACCAGUCACUGAGGACAAGAAGAAUACCCGCAGUGUCCCACUUGUCGUCCACUGCCGUGAUGGAUCACAGCAGACUGGUGUAUUUUGUGCUUUAAUGAAUCUCUUGGAAAGUGCAGAAACAGAAGAAGUAAUAGAUGUUUUCCAAGUAGUAAAAGCUCUUCGUCGCACCAGGCUGGGGGUGGUCGCCACCUUUGAACAUUACCAAUUUCUUUAUGACACCAUUGCCAGCUCCUACCCUGCACAGAAUGGACAAAUAAAGAACAGCCAACAGGAAGAUAAAGUUGAAUUUUGCAAUGAAGUAGAAGAAACAGAUCAGGAAACCGAUUUGAUCACUAUUGAUCUUAUCCCACCAGCACCAGAGGAAAAUCAGGCUUCUGAAGUAUGUGAUGAAUCUAAGGCUGCAGGUAGCACUAAGGGAGCAGAAAACUCUGCAAAUGGCCCCUCAGCUCCAGUUGUAACUUAGAAGCUAUGAAAAAGAAACCCCAAAACAAAAGCUUUUUCAUGUGCAAAAAGAUUUAAGCAAAAGAAGAAGUACAAGAUUUCUUCUUCUUCUUUCCACUUUUUUUUUUUUAAAUGAAAACUGUUAUAUCAGUUUUUCAAAGGUAAAAAUUUAAAGGAUUACUUGAAACUUGGUGACAGUGAUGACGAACUGUGAAAAUUUAAGUUUUGUGUAGAUUUGCAUUUAAUACUUCUUCAGAAACCUUUUCACUGCUUUUAUACUUUUUCUUUUCAAAAUAUGUACAGUGUAAUACUAUGCUGAGCAGUGGGAAGGAAUUUUUUUGACUUCUGUAACAAGGAGAAAAACAAUUCAGAACAAGAUGAGCAUGUUGCAACAACAGGUUUGUCUUCAACAGUAUUAGUAAGUAAAUUAACCUAAUUGGGAAGCACAUAUUCUAGCAUUUCAGGAGUCCUAACCAAGAACUGCUUUCAUAAUACUCUGUGCAACUUGUGGAACUUUGCCAAAUAGUCUGAAGAGCUAAUCAUUUACAGCAUGUGGCACUUCCAAGGAAUUCAAGCUGAUGGAGAAUCUGUAAAUCCUCCCAUUUCAAUGUGGAAUAGAAAUUUCUUGCAUUUUUCUAAAUUGCCUCAAGGUGUCCUUGUUGCUCCACAUAUAUUAAUCAGAAAUUUCAACGUUAGACUCGAAGAUUUUGGAGAUUGGCACUUGAAUCAUUGUAAUCAUUCUGAUAGAAAACACCUCAUCUUUAUUCUUAUGGCUUAUAAUACAGCGUGCUUGCACAUGUUUCUUAUGCUUACUGUCACUUGAAGGGACUCCCUCCAUGGAUGCAUAUGACCUGUUUUCAGAAUUGGAAAAUACUUGGGUGCUUUUCCUCCAAACCUUGUAGAUUUUAAUUGGUACAAGAUUUUUUUUUUUUGUUGUUAGUUUUUCAUUAUGAGGUUUUCUAUGUUACAGUGGUGAUAUUUUCACUAUUUCUUGCUGGAUUUUAGCCUACUGUUUUUAGAACAAAUAAAAAAGGUAAUAGUUGACAAGGUGGAAA